This is a messenger RNA of Dama dama (fallow deer), 4530 nucleotides long. It is a transcript of the gene ZFYVE1, whose product is annotated as zinc finger FYVE-type containing 1. The record is from RefSeq and is a predicted model, not a curated record. Lineage: Eukaryota; Metazoa; Chordata; Mammalia; Artiodactyla; Cervidae. Bases 745 to 3078 code for a protein of 777 amino acids. Gene Ontology annotation, molecular function: metal ion binding. The transcript has 12 exons.
CAGCGCUCACGCCUUCCUGUUAGUCCGAGCAGGGAGAAGUUCACUCCGAUCAGCUGAUCCUAACUGACAACAGGAGAGGAGGAAGCCCGGGAGACAGCGAAGGAGGAGGGGGGGCGGAGAUGAAGAUGAGGAUGGAUCCACCGGUGCCCUGAAGAACAGCCCCCGCCUCCACCGGCGCGCAGUGGUUCCCGGACGCCGCCUCGCCGCGACAGAACUGCUUAGUGGUGGGGUUCCCGGGCCGCCGCGGUCGGGGAGGGAAGGGCACGGCCCUGCGCCGGGCGAGAGGUAUCCCCAGAAAUAUUGACUUGAGGUUGGAUAAUAUUGAAAAGCUCCUGACCACGCUUUCAUUACCAAAACCUUGCGGCUGAGGCCCCACCCAUGAGCCCACCUCAGUAAAUCCAUCAGAUCUCUCUCAGAUAGCCAUAAAAGACCCUUUCAAGUUGAUUUUGACCACAUAUUUGCCUGCACUUUAUGGAGGAUGAAACUAUCAAACCAAAUCAACGUUGCUGCUGAUUCAAGAGUCUUAGAGGCAGAAAAUUAAACAUUGGAACAUUUGUGAGUGUGUGGAGAAUUCUAAUAGGACAUUAAUUGUUUUUUUUAAAAAAAACCAAAACACUUUUUUUAGAGUAUUCAGAACCCUGUGGAAGUUGUGUGCAGUCUUCAGACUGGACACCUCUGUCUUCACUUCCCCUGGGGAAAGCCCAGUUACUGUUACACGGUAGGUGGUUUCCUUCCAGUCUGAAUAUGAGUGCCCAGACUUCCCCAGCAGAGAAGGGCCUGAACCCGGGGCUGCUGUGCCAGGAGAGUUACACCUGCAGCGGGUCUGAUGAAGCUGUCUUCGAGUGUGAUGAGUGUUGCAGCUUGCAGUGUCUCCGUUGUGAGGAGGAACUCCAUCGGCAGGAGCGCCUGAGAAACCAUGAGCGGAUCAGACUCAAAGCUGGCCAUGUCCCUUACUGUGACCCCUGCAAGGGCCCCAAUGGGCACUCUCCAGGUGUGAAGCAGAGGGCAGUGGUGAGGUGCCAGACCUGUAAAAUCAACUUGUGCCUGGAGUGCCAGAAGAGGACUCAUUCUGGGGGUAACAAAAGGAGGCACCCCGUCACUGUGUACCAUGUCACUAAGGUCCAGGAAUUGCUGGAAGAAGAAGGGAUGGAUGAGGAGACCAAGAGGAAGAAGAUGACUGAGAAGGUUGUGAGUUUCCUCCUGGUAGAUGAAAAUGAAGAAAUUCAGGUAACGAAUGAAGAGGACUUCAUUAGGAAAUUGGACUGCAAACCUGAUCAGCAUCUGAAAGUGGUUUCCAUUUUUGGAAACACUGGGGAUGGGAAGUCUCAUACCCUCAACCACACUUUCUUCUAUGGCCGAGAAGUCUUCAAAACCUCCCCUGCCCAGGAGUCCUGCACUGUGGGAGUGUGGGCAGCAUAUGACCCAGUCCACAAAGUGGCCGUGAUAGACACGGAAGGGCUCUUGGGGGCUACAGUGAAUCUAAGCCAGAGGACACGGCUGCUGCUUAAGGUCCUGGCCAUCUCAGACCUCGUCAUCUAUCGAACUCAUGCAGACCGACUGCACAAUGACCUCUUCAAGUUCCUUGGGGAUGCCUCAGAAGCUUAUUUGAAACAUUUCACUAAGGAGCUCAAGGCUACCACUGCCCGCUGUGGCCUGGACGUCCCCUUGUCCACCCUGGGCCCUGCUGUUAUCAUUUUCCAUGAGACUGUGCACACCCAGCUGCUGGGCUCUGAUCACCCCUCCGAGGUGCCGGAGAAGCUCAUCCAGGACCGGUUCCGGAAGCUGGGCCGCUUCCCGGAAGCCUUCAGUUCCAUUCACUACAAGGGGACGAGGACCUACAACCCUCCCACUGACUUUUCUGGGCUUCGGCGUGCUCUGGAGCAGCAACUGGAGAACAACACCACCCGUUCUCCCCGGCACCCUGGCGUCAUCUUCAAGGCCCUGAAGGCUCUGAGUGACCGCUUCAGUGGUGAGAUCCCCGAUGAUCAGAUGGCGCACAGCUCCUUUUUUCCAGACGAGUACUUCACCUGCUCCUCCCUGUGUCUCAGCUGCGGGGCUGGAUGUAAGAACAGCAUGAAUCACGGGAAAGAAGGGGUACCUCAUGAAGCCAAGAGCCGCUGCAGAUAUUCCCACCAGUAUGACAACCGGGUUUUCACCUGCAAGGCCUGCUACGAGAGAGGCAAUGAAGUCAGCGUGGUGCCCAAGACGGCUGCUUCCACUGACUCCCCCUGGAUGGGUCUUGCAAAAUACGCCUGGUCUGGGUACGUGAUCGAAUGUCCCAACUGUGGCGUGGUCUAUCGUAGCCGGCAGUACUGGUUUGGGAACCAAGAUCCUGUGGAUACGGUGGUGCGGACAGAGAUUGUGCACGUGUGGCCUGGAACUGAUGGAUUUCUGAAGGACAACAACAACGCUGCCCAGCGCCUCUUGGACGGGAUGAACUUCAUGGCUCAGUCAGUAUCUGAGCUAAGCCUUGGGCCCACCAAGGCUGUGACGUCCUGGCUGACAGACCAGAUCGCCCCUGCCUAUUGGAGGCCCAACUCCCAGAUCCUGAGCUGCAACAAGUGUGCUACAUCCUUUAAAGAUAACGACACCAAGCAUCACUGCCGGGCCUGUGGGGAGGGCUUCUGUGACAGCUGUUCAUCCAAGACCCGGCCGGUACCCGAGCGGGGCUGGGGCCCUGCACCCGUGCGGGUGUGUGACAACUGCUAUGAAGCCAGGAAUUCCCAGUUAGAUGUCACUGAGGCACAGGGGGACGAUGAAGGCGGGACGCUGAUUGCUCGGAAGGUGGGCGAGGCCGUGCAGAACACUUUAGGAGCCGUGGUGACCGCCAUUGACAUACCACUAGGUCUGGUGAAGGAUGCAGCCAGGCCGGCGUACUGGGUCCCGGACCACGAGAUCCUGCACUGCCAUAGCUGCCGGAAGGAGUUCAGCGUCAAGCUCUCGAAGCACCACUGCCGGGCCUGCGGACAGGGCUUCUGUGACGAGUGUUCCCACGACCGCCGGGCUGUCCCCUCGCGAGGCUGGGACCAUCCUGUCCGAGUCUGCUUUAACUGCAAUAAAAAGCCCGGUGACCUUUAACCCCAGCUCCCUCUCCAAGUCCUUCACAAUUCCUUAGGUUCUCAGGGUUAGAAACGAGGUCGCGUUGAGGUAGGCCCUCCUGCUGGUCACCUGUGGCGGUGUGUGUCCUCUCUCCUCAUCCCGGGGGCCCCUUUCCCGCUGUGGGGUGGCAGGUCGGGGGGUGCAGACAGGGAGCCAGGGCGAGCCGGGCAGUGGGCCUGAAGGCCUGAACCCCCCAGGGUGGGGGGCCCGAGCAGCUUAGAGCAAAGGGGAAUGAACUCGAAUCCACUACAUUUUAUUUCAGUUAAAAAUAAUAAGUACGUAAAUAUAUAUAUACACACACACAUACACACACACACCCCCCCGUAUACACAUACGACAGGAAUGUGGUGCGCGUUCAGGCUGCCGCUGGCUGCGAACACCCGCGCGGCCCGUCCCCAGCAGGAACCCGGGGCAGCGGGCAGCAGGUCUCCCCGUAAAACCGAGCCAGGUCCAAGGCCGCUGCACUGCUAGCCCCCCUCUGCUGCUUCUCGCCGAGCCUCUGAAGCCUUCGUGCCCCUAGGCUGCCAGGGUAGGAGUUUCCCAGACGCCUUCUGCUGGGCGUGGCCUGUGGGGGAGCUCCCUGGGCCCUCCAGAGUCAGAUCCCAGUCCCUGGCCUAGGCCUGUUUCAGAGACCACCCAGCUUCGCGUGCAGGUCACGGACGGGUGGAGGGCGUGGUAGGGUCCUCGGACCCAAGGAGUCCCCAAGCGCAGGUGACGUGAUGGCUGUCAAGCUGCGGGGGGUGGCAGGCACGGAAGGAGACGGGCCUUCCCCAGCACUGUUCCCUGCUUGUCGAUGCUUCCAUUCGCUCUACCACUUGGCUUUCCCUACCCCGCAGUGGAGCAUCUGCCCCAUCCUCCCCUCCCAGCCCCCUCGAGCCCACCAUCUACUGAGUGUUGCACUAGGGUUCUUGCUUAUUUUGAAGUGUCUUAAUCCUUUAUUCCCAGACACACGACCCUUUGAGCGUUGGACGGGUGGUCAUGAGAAAUCUUCCAGGGAAACAGUACAGAAUGGACUGUUAGUGGUUUAUUUCCAAGUAUAUACAAACAUUUCAGCGGAUCAUUAUGAAAAAAUUCUCCAGUCCUGGCGAGAGAAGUCAGAUGAACUUUUUGUUUCUCAAGAGCUGGGACAUCUGUAUUUGUCGUGACUGGAAGGAGACCGUUGUGCUGAAAUCCUGUCAUCAUGGUGGAUUUUAUCGUCAAUGGUGAAAAAGAAUUUGAAGUGACACAGUUCUUGACUGAACUGGGGGGUGGGCCAAGUUCAGGGAGGUACGUGGUGGUCACUCUUGGCGUGUCCCUGUGACGUGAGCCCUGGAAAUGUGUUGGUCCCUCUCAGACCUGCUUCCUUCCCGCCUCCCAUGGCCCAGUGACUGAGGCCUGCUCUAGUACUGUGUAUUAUUAAAUUCGCCGUUAUAAAGGAAUCUUCCUGCGGAA